CUGGGGAAGCUGCUGUGCGCAGUCGCGGCGCUGAAGGCGGCUCUCUACCUGCUCCGCAGAGUGUGCCUCGCCAUGGCCUGGAAGUCGGGCGGCGCCAGCCACUCCGAGCUCAUCCACAACCUCCGCAAAAAUGGAAUAAUCAAAUCAGACAAGGUAUUUGAAGUAAUGCUGGCUACAGACCGUUGCCACUAUGCAAAAUACAACCCUUAUAUGGAUUCUCCUCAAUCUAUAGGCUUCCAAGCAACAAUCAGUGCUCCACAUAUGCAUGCAUAUGCUCUCGAACUUCUGUCCGAUCAAUUACAUGAAGGAGCCAAAGCUCUUGAUGUGGGAUCUGGAAGUGGAAUCCUUACAGCAUGCUUUUCACGGAUGGUUGGUCCCAAAGGACAAGUUGUAGGAAUUGAUCAUAUCAAAGAACUAGUAGAUGACUCAAUAAAUAAUGUCAAAAAAGACGAUCCCACAUUGCUGUCUUCAGGAAGAGUGAAACUGAUUGUGGGAGAUGGAAGAAUGGGAUAUGCAGAAGAAGCUCCCUAUGAUGCAAUUCAUGUAGGAGCUGCAGCACCAGUUGUGCCCCAAGCACUUAUAGAUCAGUUAAAACCUGGCGGAAGAUUGAUAUUACCAGUUGGUCCUGCAGGGGGAAACCAGAUGCUUGAACAGUAUGACAAACUAGAAGAUGGCAGUGUCAAAAUGAAGCCUCUGAUGGGAGUGAUAUAUGUGCCUUUAACAGAUAAAGAGAAGCAGUGGUCCAGGUGGAAGUGAUUUUCUGUUCCACUUACUUCUUCCACAUACACGCAAGGGAUGAAUUGUAAAAGCUACAUCAUCUUGACCCAAACAUAGUGUUACAGUGGACUGCUCAUCUCCAGUUCUAAAAGCUUUUUGAAAACCAACAGCAUUGCAGCUUGUUUUGGACUUCGUUAUACUGUUGUUAUCAGCAUGGAAAAGCGUGGUGUUUGUUUUAUUUUUUUAGAUGCUCGAGGCAAAUCUGAUAAAGACAUGGUAAAAAGUUUUAUGUUGGCACUGUUUUAUUUAACAUGCCUUUAUUUUACUCUCAUCUGUUUGAAGUGAAUUUCUGCAGAUGAACUGUGGAUGAAGAUCUAUAGCUUGUGAACUCUAAUUUUGAUGGGGGUACUUGAACACUCUCACUUCUCUUGGCUCCCGUGUCCCUUGGUAAAACUGCUUCUGUGCACCUUAUGACACUACAUAGGCAAUACCAGGUUUUCUGUGUUCCAGUGUCUGCUAGAUGCUACUAAAAGGAAAUGAACUUUUUUUUUAAGCUUUUGACAUGGUGUCAUAGACUAGCAUGUAGUAGAUACAAUCAGCUGCUUUAUUACCUUAAAAUCAGGCAUUUGUAUAUAUUGAAUUUAAAAACAUUGAAGUUGGCUGCUCUUACUAAACAUUGCUGUUUGAGUUGGACAUAAAA
This is a messenger RNA of Centrocercus urophasianus (Greater sage-grouse), 1417 nucleotides long. It is a transcript of the gene PCMT1, whose product is annotated as protein-L-isoaspartate (D-aspartate) O-methyltransferase. Gene Ontology annotation, cellular component: cytoplasm. Gene Ontology annotation, biological process: protein modification process. The record is from RefSeq and is a predicted model, not a curated record. Gene Ontology annotation, molecular function: protein-L-isoaspartate (D-aspartate) O-methyltransferase activity. NCBI's taxonomy places the organism in Eukaryota, Metazoa, Chordata, Aves, Galliformes, Phasianidae. The transcript is spliced from 8 exons. Bases 73 to 756 code for a protein of 227 amino acids.